Messenger RNA from Epinephelus lanceolatus (giant grouper), 2067 nucleotides. It is a transcript of the gene rad23aa, whose product is annotated as RAD23 homolog A, nucleotide excision repair protein a. Gene Ontology annotation, biological process: proteasome-mediated ubiquitin-dependent protein catabolic process; nucleotide-excision repair. The record is from RefSeq and is a predicted model, not a curated record. Gene Ontology annotation, cellular component: cytosol; nucleoplasm. Gene Ontology annotation, molecular function: polyubiquitin modification-dependent protein binding; damaged DNA binding; ubiquitin binding. NCBI's taxonomy places the organism in Eukaryota, Metazoa, Chordata, Actinopteri, Perciformes, Serranidae.
UCGUCCCUCUCGGCGGAGCUCUUCUCGCCGCACCACCAACUUGUCACCAAAGAUGGCGAUUUGCUGAGUGCUCAUGGAUACACACAUUUUUCGGCUUGUCGUUAUCUCACCAGAAACGCCAACUUUAGAAACACGUUAACUGCUCAGCGAGCGACUCUUUCUCCGUGUGAAGCACAUCUGACUCAGCGUCAGCCGCCGCCGCCAUGCAGAUCACUCUGAAAACACUGCAACAGCAGACGAUUCAGAUUGAGAUAGACCCCGAACAAACGGUGAAGGCCUUGAAAGAGAAGAUAGAAGCAGAAAGAGGAAAAGACUACUUUCCUGUAUCCGGGCAGAAGCUGAUAUACGCCGGGAAAAUCCUGCAAGAUGACACACCAAUUAAAGAAUACAACAUCGAUGAGAAGAACUUUGUUGUAGUGAUGGUUUCCAAGGCUAAACCCGCAGCUGCCGCCUCGCCUCCGGCCUCAGAAGCACCCAAACCCCCCGUACAGGACUCUGGCUCCACGUCAACAGCUGUCCCCGCCACAGCCCCAGCUUCAGCCCCAGCCCCGACCCCCGCAGCUGUCCCCAUUCCCUCUGAGGAGGCCAAAGAGGAGCCAAGUGCCGCAGCCACAGAACCACAACAACCAGCCAGCUCCAGUGGCGGGGGUCAGGGUCUGGAUGCCUCCUCAGCGCUCGUGACUGGAGCCGAGUACGAGGCCAUGCUCACAGAGAUCAUGUCCAUGGGCUACGAAAGGGAGCGAGUGGUGGCGGCACUACGGGCCAGUUUCAACAACCCCCACAGAGCUGUGGAGUACCUCCUCACUGGUAUCCCCAGCAGCCCGGUGCAGGAGAGUAAUCCCCCGGCGCAGGCCCCCGCGUCCGGACCCACAGAAGCCCCAUCUCUAGCAGAGGGAGAGAACCCACUUGCAUUCCUGCGGACUCAGCCUCAGUUCCUGCACAUGAGACAGGCCAUCCAGCAGAACCCUACUCUGCUACCAGCUCUGCUCCAACAACUAGGCAGGGAGAACCCUCAGCUUCUACAGCAAAUCAGUCAGCAUCAGGAGCUGUUCAUCCAGAUGUUGAACGAGCCGGUGGGAGAGGCAGGAGAUGUGCCAGAAGUCGGAGAGAUGGGAGCAGCCGGGGAGGAGGGCGCACCUGUCAACUAUAUCCAGGUUACACCUCAGGAGAAGGAAGCAAUCGAAAGGUUAAAAGCGUUGGGUUUCCCAGAGGCCCUGGUGAUCCAGGCCUAUUUUGCCUGCGAGAAGAACGAGAACCUGGCGGCCAACUUUCUUCUCAACCAGGGACUGGAAGACGACUGAGCAGCGCUGCCUUCCUGCUCCUCCCUCCUACCCUCCCCCUCUUCAGCUCAGCAUAAAGACUGCACCCCCAACUUACUGUACAGCUACCAACCUCAGCUCAACCCGACAGGAGGGGAGGAGAGGGGAGAGCCAGCAGGGGGGGGCGGGGGGUGCGGGUGGGGGUGGGAUGGGAAGGGUCGGGUCGACAGGGUGGGUGGUUAGGUUACAGCGGGGCGACACGUUUAAAGUACACAAAGUGGAGGUUGUGUGCAGGAAGGUCAGACUUGGAUCAUCGGAGGUCGAGGGCGGACGUAUGAUAAAAUCCACGUGAAUUCCAAUGGAAUGUGUGGGGUUUGUCUAGGGGAGAUCUAUAAUUUGAUUUUAGACGCGCUUUGUGACAUUAGGGAGGGGGAGGGCGGCGGGGCUGAAGGGGUCUGCGACGAGAGCGUGUGCGCUUGUGUCUGCGUGUGUGAGUACAUGUCCGUGUGCCUGUGCAGAUGGAUGCGAUACAGUUAAGCUGAAAAAAACAAAACAGUAAUCAAUUUGCAUUCUCUAAGUUUGUUAAUGCUGUAGCUGGAUUGUAUGGAAGCACAUUCUCCUCACUGCACUUCAACAUUAUCAGUGUGUGUAACUGCUUGUAUGUACCUCUGUAAGCCUCAUGUACGUACGUCCAAGAAUGAAAUUUGGCAGAGAUAGACUGGAGCGUGCUGCCCUUUGUAUGUGUCUGACAUGAUGUUGCUGGGGUCUGUUUGGGGGGAACAAUGGGAACUAAACUGACAAAUAACAA